This is a messenger RNA of Drosophila willistoni, 2410 nucleotides long. It is a transcript of the gene retm, whose product is annotated as protein real-time. Gene Ontology annotation, cellular component: cytoplasm. The coding region runs from base 239 to 2254 and encodes 671 amino acids. The record is from RefSeq and is a predicted model, not a curated record. The transcript is spliced from 6 exons. Lineage: Eukaryota; Metazoa; Arthropoda; Insecta; Diptera; Drosophilidae.
AAUUUUACUGUCACAAAACAAAUGGAAGUGAAUUAUUUUAAUUUCACAUAAUUGAAUAAAACGCAUCAAAAUUCAAGGCGUCUUCUAGCAGAAGGAAGAACACAGACACACACACACACACACACUCACUGUGUGAUACCAACAAGAAGGAGGCUGAGGAAAAGUGCAAUAAGUGAAAAUUGAUUUUUAACCAGUGUCAAGUGGCCAACUGCAACAAACCAAAAAAAAAGCAGAAAAAAUGGUGCAAAAAUUUCAAUCGCCUGUGAGGGUCUACAAAUAUCCUUUUGAAUUAGUGAUGAAGGCAUAUGAACGUCGCUUUCCCACAUGCCCACAAAUGCCAAUUGUGCUGGACUGCGAUGUUAUUAAGGAUGAAGUAUUGGAAAAUGGCGCCAAACGGAAUACAAGUCGUCGCUGUAAAUUGGCUGUGGAUGCUCCAUAUAUAUUUAAGAAGCUAAUUGGUGUGGAUUUCGUAUUCUUUUUGCAACAUAAUUACUUGGAUCGAACCAAUCGAACGCUCAGCAUCGAGGCGGUUAAUGAGAGCUUCUCGUCACGCAUUGAGAUCUUUGAGAGAUGUCGCUAUUAUGCCCAUCCAGACAACUCGGAAUGGACAUGUUUCGAUCAGACAGCCACGCUGGAUAUUAAGAAUUUCUUUGGCUUUGAGCAUUCGAUGGAAAAGAUGGGCAUGAAGCAAUACACGCAGACCACAUUGAAGGGCAAGGAGAUUAUUGAGUUUUUCAUUAAUCAAUUGAAGGAAGAGGGUGUUACCCAUGUGGAUCGUUGGGUGCCCCCCUUGGAUGCACCUAAAUCUCCAACAGCAACGACAACGACAAGCGAUCAUGAACAUGACAUUUUGCUUGAUGGUGAUUUCAUUGCCCGCAAUCUGGGGCAACUGUCACCGAUGCAGGAAUCCAAAUUGCUGGAGCUGAGAAAAAUGCUUGAUGGUGUCGAUGACUUGGAGCGUAUGCCCAGUUAUCAGACCAUCUUGCGUUUCUUGUCAGCCAGAGAUUGGCAUGUCAGUCAGGCCUUUUCGAUGCUCUGUGAUUCCCUGAAAUGGCGACAUGAGCAUCGCAUUGAUAAACUAUUGGAAGAGUAUUCCAAACCCGCUGUGGUUGUUGAACAUUUUCCUGGUGGCUGGCAUCAUCAUGAUAAGGAUGGUCGACCCAUUUAUAUUUUACGCUUGGGUCACAUGGAUGUCAAAGGUCUUCUCAAAUCCCUGGGCAUGGAGGGACUUUUAAAAUUGGCACUUCACAUCUGCGAGGAGGGCAUACAGAAGAUUAACGAAUCAGCCGAACGUCUGGAUAAGCCGGUCUUGAACUGGUCACUCUUAGUUGAUCUCGAGGGUCUAUCAAUGCGUCAUUUAUGGCGUCCAGGCAUUAAAGCUUUGCUCUAUAUCAUCGAGACUGUAGAGAGGAACUAUCCCGAGACCAUGGGCCGCGUCUUGGUUGUGCGGGCACCACGGGUAUUUCCCAUUGCUUGGACCAUUGUUAGCGCUUUUAUUGAUGAACACACCCGCUCCAAGUUCCUUUUUUAUGGUCCUGAUCUUGCACAUAUGAAGGAGGGUUUGGUUCAGUAUAUUGAUGAGGAAAUUGUGCCCGAUUUUUUGGGUGGCGGAUGCAAAACUAUGAUUCAUGAGGGAGGACUUGUGCCGAAAACGUUAUAUAAAAUGACCUCUCUUGAGGAUCAUGAUGGUGGCGAAUGCGACGGUGACGGGGAUGAUGUUGAUGCUGAUGGUGAGGGUAUUGGACAGAUCAUUGCUCACAAGCCUGUAGAAACUGUAAAGCGCUUAUCGGCUGCCCAUCAACAUGAUCAUAAGAAUUUGUACAAGUCUGUGGAGCUAAAAGCUGGCUUUAGCCAUGAGCUACUCAUUCGUAAUGAAGAUCCAAAAAGUGUAUUGACCUGGGACUUUGAUGUGCUACGCAAUGAUUUACACUUUACUUUAUAUCGAGUGACAGAAGAUUUGCCGGAAAAGACUGACGCCGCUGUCUCCUAUUUUGAUCUACAGGAUUUUGCCGAGGGGGUCAACUAUUUCCGGGAAGAGCCCACUCUAAUCUGUCGGCACAAGGAGAGCGUUCAGGGCUCACAUGUAAUGCAUCACAAUGAUAGCUAUCUGAUGCACUGGUUUAGUCCAUCGGGAGCACAACUCAAUCUCUUCUAUGAAGUUCUUAGCUCUGUCAACUAUAAAGGCUCGAUGACUAGCUUGCAAUCGGCCUUCUCAUCCAACUCAUCGGCGGCCAGUUCUUGUCAGAGUCGAUGAUAUGAAACGAAUGUCGGGGAGCAGGAGCAGCUGCAACAGGAUCAUAAAGAGCAGCUGGAAACUGAUUUGCUCUCGGGCACACUAAUGGAAAAGAGCUUAAAUCUGUUUGAUACGCCGGAUAUAUUUUUUUAAGACAAAUAGUUGCAAUCUCUUUAA